This is a messenger RNA of Staurois parvus, 328 nucleotides long. The record is from the annotation of a GenBank genome assembly. NCBI's taxonomy places the organism in Eukaryota, Metazoa, Chordata, Amphibia, Anura, Ranidae.
GCCACCUGUCAAAGUCCAUCAGUGCCAGCUGUCAGUGCCGAUCAGUGCCUCGUGCCAGUGCCCAUAAGUGCAACAUCAAUGCCACAUAUCAGUGCAUACCAGUGCACAUCAAUGCCACAUAUCAGUGCCCAUCUGAGCUGCCUUUCAGUGUCAUCCAUCAGUGCCAGUCAGUGCCAUCUAUCAAUGCCAAACAGUGCCACCUAUCAGUGCUGCCAAUCAGUGCCACCUAUCAGUGCCAGUCAGUGCCACCUAUCAGUUGCCCAUCACUGCAGCCUCAUUAGCACACAUCAGUGAAGGAGAAAAAUCACUUAUUUACAAAAUUUUAUAA